UUGCAAGUUAAGUACUUUUCUCAAUGUUCCAAAAUUGACCCCAAAACUAAGUUAUGUUCAUAGGCUAUGGAAGCCCUCCUCCUCCUCUCUCCUUCGCCGGAACCCCAAAAUCCCAUCACCGAUCCGGCGAAUUCAAAAUCCCAUCAUCAAUCGGACGAAGAAGUCAAUUAUGAGACGAUGAUUAAGAAGAAGACGAAGCCAUCGAAUUCGGAAAAGAGAAAGCUUAAGGGAAAGAAGAAAGAGAUUAAUAUGAACGACGACGAAGCUUCUUCCUCCUCUUGUUCCACCUCUAACUCCAAUUCUACUCGAAGGGUUUCGAGAGUGGCUCAUAGAUUACGAAACCCUACGGUGCGUUUAGGCAUGUCUCGACGAAGCGUUGGUGAACGACAAGCUGAAGCCUUGGCUCUUCCUCUCGGGAUGUCAUUUGCGGCUUUUGCUAUUCUGGUUCUCCAAAGAAAGAAUGCCGCGGGUCAGAAUGUUAAUAUUGAUGAUCUUGCUGGGAUCUCUGCUACAGCUGUCACAGAAUCAUUUGCCAAUGUUUUUGGUGAUAAGCUUGGUUCUUUUUCGACCAACUUUGAGAAAUCAUUUAACAGUACUCUAAAGAUUCUUAACUUGAUCAAUGAAUCUGCAAAUCCGCCUCAGUUAAAGAAUAACGAUGUUGGGAGUUGUAAUUUAGACCGUUCUACAAUAGACGGAUACUCGGACACCGAGCUAUAUGCAAAGGAAACUUCAUCUGCUAUGUCUGCAUAUGAAGAGAUACAAGGCAGUGCAACAGCAACCUCUUUGAUGAAUGAGCUUGUCCUGCACGAAGAGACUCGACAACUCUCCUGUGCCCCUCGUAGAAGUUCAGCAAUGUCUUUGACUACAGCCGAAAGGUUUUUCGGAGAGCAAGUACAAGAAGCAAACGACCUAAAGAAGGUGGAGCUUGGUCUUAAAAAGAUAGAACUAAGUUUGAAAGAGUCGGAGCUAGGAUUAAGAUACGAUUCAAACAAUCUGGGGAAAAGGAAGCUAGAGAUAGGUGUUGAACAAGCUGCAUUCCAAGCGGAUAAAUUCAAAACCAAAUUAGAAGAUACAAGAAAAGCCGAGAUGGUGACAAAAAUCAUGGAUUGUCUAGUCGUAAGUGUCUUCAGCAUGUUGGCUUCUAUGUUAAUUGGCGCUUACAAUUUUUCACAAAAGAGAAUUGCAGAUGCUACAUCAAUAUGCGAGAAACCCGAGGAGAAAAGUUCGUCGUGGUGGGUUCCUAAACAAGUUUCAAAUUUAAACUCAGAUUUCAGCGCCAUGAUAUGCCGGAUUCGAGUUUGGGUCCAGAUGUGUUUUGGAUUCGUAAUGAUUUGCGUCUUCAUUUACUUCAUGAUGCAACGCUCAUCAGGUAGAACGCAGACAAUGCCGAUUUCGUUCCUCCUGAUUUUCCUCGGUAUUGUCUGCGGUCUGCCAGUUAAGGUUUGUGUGGACACACUGGGUGGUAAUGGCAAACUGUGGCUAAUUCUUUGGCAAGUGUUCUGCGUCUUCCAGUUUGUUGCAAAUGUCUGCACAUUGGCUCUGUAUCGUCUAAUGUACGGACCUAUAAGCGUGACUGAAGGGACCAAACGGAGCCGUUGGAGCACUAUAUUUCCGUAUUGGGCAAGGCGCACUGUCUUAUAUGUGGUGUUUAUGCUUGCUCUUCCAGCCAUCACCGGUCUUUUGCCAUUUGCGACGGUUGGUGAAUGGAGAGACCUGGCUAUGUAUAAUUUUCUUGGUGAGUCGGCCUCUAUUCCUGAGGUUUGAGACAGAGUCACUCUCUUUGUAUUGUAGUUUAUAUCUUUUCUUUUUGGGUAUUUCAUCUUAAUUUUAUUUUAUGGGUACUGUUGUAUCAAUUGUAUGGCUUGGCUAUUACAAAAAAAAGUUAUAUGUAUUUGAGCUAUUUGAAUGUCACUGUUGUCAAAAGAAAUAAAAUUUGUGUUUUUUGUUUAUGUUAA
Capsella rubella is the source of this 1955-nucleotide messenger RNA. Its product is annotated as protein CPR-5. Gene Ontology annotation, biological process: trichome morphogenesis; leaf senescence; defense response. The transcript is spliced from 4 exons. NCBI's taxonomy places the organism in Eukaryota, Viridiplantae, Streptophyta, Magnoliopsida, Brassicales, Brassicaceae. The coding region runs from base 67 to 1764 and encodes 565 amino acids. The record is from RefSeq and is a predicted model, not a curated record.